This is a messenger RNA of Funneliformis geosporum, 1041 nucleotides long. Lineage: Eukaryota; Fungi; Glomeromycota; Glomeromycetes; Glomerales; Glomeraceae. The record is from the annotation of a GenBank genome assembly.
AUGGAGUCAUCGUCGGUUAUUUUUUUACCAAAGUUGUCUUCUUCAAGGGUUCUAUUAUAUUUAAUUUUAAUAUUUACAUUCAUAAAUUACAAUGAUGCUUCUCCUGCUGAUACAUCAGCUGGCGUUAGUGAAAGUGUUGAAUUUGAUUAUGUCCAACGGGAGAAUAGCAUGGUCGCAAUUUACAUCAUGUACAGUAUAAGUCUACUUACUCUACAAUUCGGAAGUUUUUGUGCCCUUUAUGUCAUAAUCCGUACCAUAAUAAGAUGGAUGCGAGUAGAUUCGUCAUUAAACAUGGCACAGAAAUUGCCGUUUUAUGUGGCAUUAUCAGUAAACAAACAGCUUUGGCAUGGUCAUUCCUGUGAGAUUCUCGCUGCUAGCUUUUAUUACUUUGCCAUUAGCAACAUGCUUCUUGUGGGCUCUUUAUCCGUUCUUAGUUAUUUCAGAGUAUGUAAGACAAUAUAUUACGAAUUAGGGUUGUUUGAUUAUAAAUUAUUUUUAUUACCAAUAGUUUUACCUGUUGUGAUGACCAUACCGGCUUGGAAGCAUUUUGGAGCUAACGGAUAUUGGUGUUAUGCAAAUCGAGCUUCAUCGUUCAUUCCUUUAUCUUUAUUUUAUGUCGCUAUUGUUAUCCUGUCAACUUCUUUAUUCUGUUAUAUUGGUAUAUCAUAUACGAUUAAUGUAGCAAGAAGAAACGCCGACUCCGAAUUAUUUUUACACGCAUACAAAAAAAUAGUUGGCUAUUUAUUCAUUUAUAUUAUACAAUGGACACCAGUCAUGAUAUACGUCCUUGUCGAUAAUUAUCAACAUAGACCAAUGUGGGAAUAUGUAAUAUGUUUCAUCUCUUUACCAUUGGGCGGAAUGCUCAACGCCUAUAGAUAUAUAUCUAACGAGGGCUGGAGGACAAAAAAAGAUGUGACGGUCUCUAGUACUUCUAAUACCGUUCAAGUUCAAAUAGGUCCAACUACCACUUCAAAUUCCGUAAAAAGUUCUCCUUUGAUCAAUCGAUUUGAUCCAAUUCAAGUUAGCGUAUCUACAAAUUAA